Messenger RNA from Carassius auratus (goldfish), 1765 nucleotides. Its product is annotated as rho GTPase-activating protein gacHH-like. The transcript has 15 exons. Gene Ontology annotation, molecular function: protein binding. Bases 179 to 1252 code for a protein of 357 amino acids. The record is from RefSeq and is a predicted model, not a curated record. NCBI's taxonomy places the organism in Eukaryota, Metazoa, Chordata, Actinopteri, Cypriniformes, Cyprinidae.
AGUUUCACCUGAUCGAGUUACAUGGGAGCUGAUGCCUCAGAAAGGUGACGUUCCCACAGCGAGAGAGGGACACACUUUAUGUGUCGUUAAAGGAAAACUCUACUUGUUUGGAGGUUCCUCACACCCUGAAGCUGGAUAGUGUCUCCCAGGCGUCUACUGCUUUGACAUCGUGACGUUGAUGUGGGAGAAGCUGCAGACUGCAGGAGUGUGUCUGCGGACUCUGAGACACAGCGCAGCGGCUCUGGGAGACAACAUCUAUGUGUUCGGAGGGAUUCUGGACAGCGUCUCUACAGAUGACCUCAUGAUGUUCAACACCGUGUCAUUGAACUGGAUGCCUAUUAAAACUACAGGAGCUCUGCCUUCAGCGAGAUACGGUCAUUCAUUAGCUGUGGUCGGGGAGCAGAUAUUUCUGUUUGGUGGAUGUUCAGAGGACGGGUCUCAAGCCAAAGACAUGUGUGCACUGAAUACAGAGACUCUGGUGUGGGAACAGUGUAAGGUAAAAGGAGAGGCUCCUGUUGUUUGUGCCGGUCAAACCUUUACAUCACACCAUGACAAGGAUAUUUACUUAUUCGGAGGAACCAUCACUAAUCCAGACGGAGUGGUAUCAUCAACAAAUGAAAUUCACAAAUUAAGCAUCGGAAAGAUGAAAUGGAAAGUACCACUGUAUGUCGGCAUCCCUCCCUCCAGACGUCACAGACACACAGCUUUCAUCGUCCACAGUCAUCUUUAUGUGUUUGGAGGCAAAAAUGAGGAACAAGAUUUUAAUGACUUGAAAAUAAUGAAAUUAAUAAACCCCUCAGAGAGACAGCCAGUGAUGAAGGAGAUCUUGUCAGAGUUUGGACUGCAGGGGGCCAGUAACAGCUUCGCCCCGACAAAGAUUCCCAACGUGAAAUACGAGCUGAGUCAGUCUCCAGUGACCGUGAAGAGCUACAGAAGUGAAAACAUUCAGGUGAGCGUUCAUAGAGAUUUCAGCGCCGUUCGUGACGAGGCCAUGAACAUGAUCCACAAAGCUUUCGCCAUGUUAGAUGAGGAAUUCCAAAAACUAGACCGAGAAAAGGAAGCACUUGCACGGGACGCGGAGGCUCUACAGAAAGAGCGCGAGGCUCAAAACCAGCAUCUGCUGAGACAGAAACAGGAGCUUGAGGAUAUGCUGGAGAGACACCGGAGUCAGAACGAGGCCUGGCUGCGUGCGCGAGCGGACGAGAACGACAGGGAGAGGAAGGAGCUGUGGAAACUGAGGAAAAACAUCUGACAUGUUAAUAAUCUAAAAAAAGCCUUUCUACAUGAGCUCUUCACACUGAACUCUGGCAAACGUCUCAUUUCAUGCGUGGAGUGAGUGAUGGCUGUUCGUCAUUUCAACAUGCGGGUCUUUAUUCAUUGAUUGGAUGUGGAUCUUCCAGGAGGAGGUGCUCCAGGAGCAGGAGAAGCUGAAAGAGGAGCAGUGCAACAUCCAGAAACGCAGCGAGCAGCUCCUGUCCAUAAUGCAGCAGUUCAAAGGCAUGUGAAGACACUGUCUCCAUGGCAACCGCAGAGAGACGGCGUCAUCAUUGAUGCCACUCCCUUACUGAGAAAUAUCUGUCUGAUGAUGCUUUGGUUAUUUCAGAGUGUGUGUGUGUGUGUGUGUGUGUGUGUGUGUGUGUGUGUGUGUGUGUGUGUGUGUGAAUUAGAUUACCUCAUCACCAGUGAUACCUGUAGAGCACAGGAUGAUUUGUGACGCAUGUGAAAAGAUUUUUCUGAAACAUGAAGUAAACCAAGGUUUACCACC